GUUAAAGAGCUUUUGAAGAGAGAGACACAAGUACAGUCCUUUCCUUCUUACCUUUGUUACUUUCCUGCUUCACUAAUGUCCUUUGCUGUCACAUGCAUCUUCCUUUCCUUUCUUACCACUUUCUUCCCUUCGUUUCCUUCCUUUGCAUACCUGCUUUCCUUCCUAUGUCCUUAUAUUUUCCUUUUCUUACCUCCUAGUCUCUAUUUUGUAAAUCCUACUUUCUGUUCCUUUCAUUAUUUCCUCAUGUCCGUCCUUGCUCACCUCCUUCCUUCCUCUCAGGGUUUAGGCUGGGUGUGUUUGAUUUGACUUGAGGGUGUGUUUGAUUUCUCCACCCCUUCCUGCCGUUUGGGCGAGCUUGUUUUGAGCAUCCUCUCCUCCCUGUCUCCUUCCUGUAUCCUCCAGCCUCAGGACGGGUACCGGAUGGUACAGCAGUUCCAGUUCCUCGGCUGGCCGAUGUACCGAGACACGCCGGUCUCCAAGAGGUCCUUCUUAAAACUGGUCCACCAGGUGGACAAAUGGCAGGAAGAGUACGACGGAGGAGAAGGACGCACGGUGGUGCACUGCCUGAAUGGAGGAGGUCGUAGUGGAGUCUUCUGUAGUAUCAGUAUAGUUUGUGAGAUGCUACGACAGCAACGCUGCGUUGAUGUUUUUCACGCUGUGAAAACUUUGAGAAACAACAAACCAAACAUGGUGGACCUGCUGGAACAGUAUAAGUUCUGUUAUGAAGUCGCUCUGGAGUAUCUCAACUCUGCUUAACAUCAACAAGAGACACUCUUCAUCAUCAUCCUCCUCUUCCUCACAGUCUGUCAGGAGGAAGAGGAGGAAGAUGAGGAGAGGAGAAGAGGAAGAGGAGUUGAACUACUGACUGCAGGAGAAGAGGAGGAAGAGGAGGGAGGAUGUUUUUGCACUGACUCAUCAUGUGUAUGGAGGAGAGAAUAUGACUUAAGUAUAAAUAAAUAAAUUAAUAAAUGCAUUAAUAAAUGUUUGAAUACAGAAAAAUAAAUAAGAGAAUAAUUAAAUGCUGAAAUAAAUGAUUGGUCACAGGAGUGCGAUGCUUCUGGUCCACUACUGCUGCCUUGCUCAGUAACGUUGAACUAGCCCAGAGUUGCCAAAUUGACGACUUUCUCGCUAAAUCUGGUGACUUUCCAAAUCCUCCUGGCAACUUUUUUUUGUCAAAAGCAACUAGCAACAAAUCUAGAGACUUUCUCUGGUGUUUUGGAGACUCUGACGUGAAAGCACGUAUCGUUCUGCAGUUACUGUCCUCAGCGAGCAGCAGGUGCUGCCGUGAGCGCCUCCGCCGCCCCAAAGCUCUCACAGGCGGUCGCUCUCACAGCAGCCUCAUGCAGCAGACCAGCUGCAGACCGAGGACGCCGUCAGUGCUGCGAGAUGGUUAUCUGACGUCGUCUACGGGGACGAUUUGUUGGGAAUCGGUUGCUUCUGUCUUGCUCCCCUACUUGACCAAUCCUGCUUAAGAAUGAGGUUGGGACCGCCCACCUCAUUAACAUACGGACGCAGAAAUACAGAAAUGAAGGUGAACAGAAAUAUAGAAAUAGAUUUAUUUAUGUAUGUCCUGUUCAACUCUAUCAACUCUUAUGUAUUCAUUUCAGCAUUUAUUUAUACAUUUAUUAAUACAUUGAUUUAUUUAUACUCCAUACAUCACUGUUGUUUUUACUUGUUUUUAAAUGAACCAAAACAUCCGAGUGGAGCGUCCUGUUAAAUAAAAGAUCUACCUGAACUCUAAAGGGACUUUAUUAUAUAUAUAUAUGUAUUUAUAUAUACAUAUAUGUAUAUAUAAAUAUAUAUACGAGAAAAGAUUUCAUGUUUAUCAGAAAAGAUUAAUUAUUAAAUCGGAUUAAUCAGAUUUAAACUGACAGAUGGAGUCAAAAGAAUAGUUGAUAAUCAAAUCAAUCACCUGAUUGAUUAAACCUGACAAACAACUCAAGGCCGACUUACUCGUGUUUGUUCCAGAGCUUUCAGUCGUUUCCUCACAACUCAUUCUGAGAAUGAAGACUGUGUCAUACGGUCAAGAGCUCUGGAAGAAGGUAGUAAGUAGCCCUUUAGUUGAGAUUCAUUCGUUAUCAUCUUAAGAUAUGUAAACAUUUAGCUCUUCUUCUGUGGUGUUUGAUCAGUUAAAUCCACAACCCCUCCCCAGGUCUGGUCCCCUGCAGGUCCUGGUCUCUGAGGUCCUGUUUGUUUGCUCCUCAGCAGCCGGACGAUGCUGGUUGGUGGUUUUUAAGAUGGAGGCGAUCUGUUAAUAGUGUACAUAGAGCAGGAGGAAGCAGGAAGAAGAAUAUUUAUUCCUUCAGUUGUUUUCAGUGUCGAUGUCGUCGUUCUUGUGAAGCACACAGAGACAAUCAUGUCCGACAGUUCUAAUGUUAGACCAGCAAAGGACCGAACCCUGGUUAUAUGGUUCUGUUCAGUGUAACCCUGGUUAUAUAUGGUUCUGGUCAGUGUAACAUUGGUUAUAUAUGGCUCUGGUCUGUGUAACAUCGGUUAUAUAUGGUCCUGGACAGUGUAACCCUGGUUAUAUAUGGCUCUGGUCACUGUAACCCUGGUUAUAUAUGGUUCUGGUCGUGUAACCUUGGUUAUAUAUGGCUCUGGUCAGUGUAACCCUGGUUAUAUAUGGCUCUGGGCAGUGUAACCUUGGUUAUAUAUGGUUCUGGGCAGUGUAACCCUGGUUAUAUAUGGUUCUGGUCAGUGUAACCCUGGUUAUAUAUGGCUCUGAGUCAGUGUAACCCUGGUUAUAUAUGGUUCUGGUCUGUGUAACCUUGGUUAUAUAUGGCUCUGGUCAGUGUAACCCUGGUUAUAUAUGGCUCUGGUCUGUGUAACCUUGGUUAUAUAUGGUUCUGGGCAGUGUAACUCUGGUUAUAUAUGGUUCUGGUCAGUGUAACCCUGGUUAUAUAUGGCUCUGAGUCAGUGUAACCCUGGUUAUAUAUGGUUCUGGUGCAGACGAGAACAUUAUUGUAAUGAAAGCUUUUAUUUAUGUUGUAUGAUUCCAAAAUACUGCAAAUAAAAAUAUGUAUACACUUCAA
Messenger RNA from Anarrhichthys ocellatus (wolf-eel), 3032 nucleotides. RefSeq names its product receptor-type tyrosine-protein phosphatase mu-like. The coding region runs from base 421 to 756 and encodes 111 amino acids. The record is from RefSeq and is a predicted model, not a curated record. The transcript has 3 exons. Gene Ontology annotation, molecular function: protein tyrosine phosphatase activity. Gene Ontology annotation, biological process: protein dephosphorylation. NCBI's taxonomy places the organism in Eukaryota, Metazoa, Chordata, Actinopteri, Perciformes, Anarhichadidae.